Molecule: messenger RNA, 956 nt
Organism: Mercenaria mercenaria
Lineage: Eukaryota; Metazoa; Mollusca; Bivalvia; Venerida; Veneridae
Exons: 2
Coding region: 78-743 (221 amino acids)
Source: RefSeq, a predicted model, not a curated record
GUUUAAAAGAUUGAAAUUGAUUCAUACGCAAUAUGGAUUAUAAAAACGAUAUUUAGAAGUAAAAGAUAUUAUCAGCAAUGGAUGAAAAUGGAAAUGAAAGAUAUUUGAGAUACAUUCUUCUUCUCGGUGAAGGCGUUUUACUGGUGUUGCGAGGUGUUGUACGGAGAGAAGUUCAACGUACAGGAUUAACAUUAGAUGCGAUUCUUACAAUCCCGAAUAACAGAAGACAGAUAGAGCGGAAUUGCCACUCGGAAACCCAGCGUCUUCAUCUUUUCCCGUCCCCUACUACAGUAAAUACAGACAUAGAAUCAUGGGAUAUAUCGCUUCUAACGUUGGUAAUUCAAAGAGUGUUUUGGUCAAAUCUUACGAGGGACGAACGUUUGCGAAUAAGCUACUUACGAGACAGUAGAAAUGAGUAUCAAGGGCACCCACCAGCAAUGUCGAUGGAAGAAACGGAAUAUACAACAAGAUCUGCUGAUUUAGCAGCAACACUUCAAGAUCUGGCAUCUGGACUUGACCAACAAACUAGAGACACGCUUACAAGGAUAAUAAACUACUCUAAUGCGGUGCAAUUUGACUUUCAUACAGCUAUACAACAUUUACAACAACUCUAUGAGUUUAAGGAGGAAAUGCUGCGAGAGCUUGAGGCAAAAUUUCAGGACGUAAAUACCAAACUGGACACCAUGCAAGGUUUUGUCUGUCAAUCAAUUGAUGUUUUCUUAUCGUAUAUUCCUAGAAAGUAGAACUUAUAUUUGGAAAUCACGCACAUAAAGAAACACAUGAUGAAAAGGGUUUAUUUAAUUCUCAGAAUCAUGAUAAUGAAUUUCGUUUAGAUCUAUGCCUAAAAUUGUUUGACCAAUACAGAAUAGAAUAACAAAUGCAUUCUAAAUGAUACAAAGUAAGAUGUGCAAUAUUUUGACAAUAGAGUUGAUGAAGUGUGUGUAAAAUACAUUAAA